Messenger RNA from Guillardia theta CCMP2712, 2003 nucleotides. RefSeq lists its product as hypothetical. The transcript has 7 exons. Lineage: Eukaryota; Cryptophyceae; Pyrenomonadales; Geminigeraceae. The record is from RefSeq and is a predicted model, not a curated record. The coding region runs from base 1 to 1956 and encodes 651 amino acids.
AUGGCAGAACAGAAAGGGACGGAGCAGCCCAACGCCGAGGUGACCGCAAUGGUGGAGGCUGCGGUGAAGGAAGAGAGGGAGCGAUGGGAGCGCGCCAUGGCGACAUCGAGCAUGGUCAGCGAAGAGAGUGCCAAGAGGGUGGAAGAGCUGACGGAGCAGCUGUCUUCCAUGAGGGAGAAGAUGAAAGCGCUGGAGGAGGACCAUGAAAGGAAGUUGAAGGAGAGGGAGCAAGAGCUGGUCUCGUCCAAGGAGGAGGAGAUCAAGAGGAUAAAGAUUGAGUGCAUCGAGCGGGAGAAGAAUGCUGCCAGGCGAGCGAAGGAGGAGCAUGAGAACAACAUCAAGCUCGAGAGGCAGGCGACGGGGAAGGCUCUCGAGCAGCACGAGCAGGACCUGGAAGAGAAGUUCCAGCUGAGGAUGAAGGAGGCGAUGAUGUCAAAAGAGCAGCUGCAGCAGGAGCUGCAGAGCGCGCAGGAGCGCAUCGCUGCCUUGGAGGCGCAGGCGGAGAAGGAGAACGAGGAGAUGGUUGCUAAGUACAAGGAGCAGGUGAAGAGGGAGAAGGCUCGGUCGAGGAAGAGCGAGAAGAACCUUGAGGCGGCGCAGUUCGAGGUGGAGCAGCUGAAGAGGAAGCUGGCGGAAAAGAACAAGUUGCAGUUCCAGGGAUCGUUUGAGGACAUCUCCCGUGAGUCCCCCGAGGUAGCGAAGCUGCACAAGCAGAUCGAGGCCUACAAGAACGAGACCAAACACCUCAGGCUGCAGAUCGACGCGCGCAACCCUGAGAAGCUGGUGGAGUUUGAAGGAAAGCUGAAGAUGCAGGGGGAGGAGCAGGAGAAGCUGAAGGAGGAGAUCAAGACGCUGAAGACGAUCAUGAGCCGGCAGGAGAGAAUCAUCCAGGCGAACAAGGACAUCGACGCAGAGUACGCCAACAAGAUUCAAAGCUUCGUCGGGGACUUGCAAAUCUCAAGGGAGGAGACGCGGCGGGUGAAGGAAAAGCUUGAGAUCGCUGAGAAGGCGCUCAAGUCGCGUCAGGCGAUCGAAGAGCAACUGAGGCAGCGAGCAGAGCGAGCGGAGAAGAAGUGCAAGGCAGCCGAGGCGAAGGUGAAGGAGGCGAAGAACAGCAGUGGGGAGGGCGAGCCGGUGGCUGCCACCGCCUCCCCCGGGGUAUCGAGCGAGCAGGCGGAGAUGAUGCAGAAGAAGCUCAGCACGAUCGAGGCAGCACGAGAGUCGGACAAGAAGCUGCACAAGUUGAAGCUGAAGGAGAAGGCGGAGCAGAUGAAGGCGUUGCAGGAGCAGGUCGACAUGAAGGAGGCGGCCCUGCAGAGCAAGGUCAACGAGAACCGAGCGCUGAGCCUGCAGGUUGCGGAGCUGCAGAGGAAGGUGCACGGGAAGGCUCAGGAGGAGAGCGCGAGCCCGAUGAGGGAGGACAAGCACAAGGCGAGCAGGAACGGGGGCAAGCACGGAGAGUCGGACAAGUUGCGGGAGGAGAGCACGAAGCUCAAGGCAGAGAACGAGCAGCUCAGGAAGAAGGAAACGAAGUUGGAGAAGCAGGUGGAAGACCUCAAGUCAGAGCUGUCGGAGAAAGAGUACGAGCUCUCCUCAGCAAAGGACGAGUUAGAAGAGCUCAAGAAUGAAGUAGAAGCCCUCAAGGAAAAGCUCAACUCUACUUCUGUCAAAGACAAGCCGGCCAAGACCCCGACGUCGCUCAUGGAGAUGGCGGAUCAGCACGCGCUGCUGCCCCCAGAGGCUCGUUCCCGCCAUCGGUCCGUGAAGAGCAGAGGUCGCAACGGGGAGCAGAAGGGGGAGUCGGUGAUGAAAGUGCUGGGGGACGACGAGGGGAAGGUGGAUACGACGAGCAACAGCGUUGACAUGGAGGAGAGCAUCGAUGUGGAUGGUGCAAGGGGGGAGGAGACGCUGGACGGGAGCCUGGUGGAGGAGCUGAUCAUGCAUGACGAGGCAUGACGGGACAUGUGCUGCUAGGCUUCUGUUGGUACAGUACGUGACAUGCU